GGGGCGCGGGGCUCCGUCCCCGCCGGAGCGCGGCCCCUUCCGAGCGGAGGAUGAGCUGCGGCGAAGCCAAGGACAUGGAAGCUGCCGCCGCCGCCGCUCACUUCAGCUUCUGUCGCAGCCUCCUGGAGCACACGGUGUCAGCUGAGAACCUCAGCUACCGCCUGCAGCGCAGCCCUGGCACCAGCCUCACCUGGCACGACGGGCGCAGCCAGCGCGGCGAGGGCAGCCGUGCCAUCAAACUCCUGCGGCAGCCGGGCACAGAGGGCUCCCAGGGCCGUGGCUGCGAUCACUAUGGCAUCUACCACACCAGCCCAACGCUGGGCAGCCUUACCAAGCCAGUGGUGCUGUGGAGCCAGCAGGAUGUGUGCAAAUGGCUGAAGAAGCACUGCCCACACAACUAUCUCAUCUACGUCGAGGCGUUCUCCCACCACGCCAUCACAGGUACUGCUGCUACCCCCAGUGCCUUGUGCUCAUUGUGUGUAAAGCGCUGCUCCAGUCCCACUACGACAAGUCCAUGGCUGGGCAGAGCUCAGAGCUGGCCAGCACCCAUGGAGUGUAAAGGAUGGGCUCGUGGGCAGCUCUAUGCACAGCCCUAUGCCCUUGAGGAAUGCAAAGCCCUAAUGCAGGAGCUCAGCGAGCCCUCCGUGUGA
Molecule: messenger RNA, 650 nt
Organism: Meleagris gallopavo (turkey)
Lineage: Eukaryota; Metazoa; Chordata; Aves; Galliformes; Phasianidae
Source: RefSeq, a predicted model, not a curated record